AUGAGUGUGUCCCUCGGGCGUGCUUGGUUGCACGACCUCGACUACAAGUUCGAUCAAGCCGCCAAAGCGGGGUUCAAAGGCAUGGAGAUCUUCUAUGAAGACUUGGAAUAUGCCGCCCGCAAGUUAUCAGGAAAUGACAUACCGACAUCCGAAAAUAUCCUGGAAGCCGCAGAAUACGUCAAAUCUGCGUGUCAAAGCCGGGGUCUAGAAAUCAUCGGCCUCCAGCCCUUCCUGUUCUACGAAGGUCUCAAGGACAGGGAUCAACAUGCGAAGUUGAUCGAAAAGAUGAAACUCUGGCUGAAGAUUGCCAAAGCCCUCGACACUGAUACAAUUCAAAUCCCUGCCAACUUCCUACCCGCGGAGCAGUUGACGGGUGACUUCGAUAUCAUCGCCGCCGACCUGCGCGAAGUGGCAGACAUGGGUGCCGCGGUGGACCCCCCAGUGCGCUUCGCAUAUGAGAAUCUCUGCUGGAGUACCUAUGUCGAUACCUGGGAAAAAUUGUGGGAUGUGGUCAAGCGUGUUGAUCGGUCUAACUUUGGAAUGUGUCUCGAUACUUUCAACAUCGCUGGCCGGGUGUGGGCGGAUCCGGCUUCGCCGACAGGCAAGACACCCAAUGCAGAUGCAGAUCUCAAGGCGUCGAUGGAGAAACUAGUUAAGGAGGUCGAUCUUGCAAAGGUUUUCUAUAUUCAGGUUGUUGAUGCGGAGCGCAUGGAAUCGCCCCUCGUUGCUGGUCAUCCGUUCCAUGUGGAUGGUCAACCGGCGCGGAUGAGCUGGUCGCGAAACGCGAGGACUUUCAUGUACGAAGAGGAUCGUGGAGCUUACAUGCCAGUGGAGGAUGUGGCCAAGGCAAUCAUUCAUGGCUUGGGUUACAAAGGUCCUGUAUCCAUGGAGCUAUUCUCCAGAACCAUGUCUGAAGAAGGCAAGCAUGUCCCUGACGAGCAUGCGACAAGGGGUAUUGCGGCGUGGAAGAAAUUAGCAGAGAGAUUAAAUUUGAAUUAG
Molecule: messenger RNA, 999 nt
Organism: Penicillium odoratum
Lineage: Eukaryota; Fungi; Ascomycota; Eurotiomycetes; Eurotiales; Aspergillaceae
Product: sugar phosphate isomerase/epimerase family protein
Exons: 1
Coding region: 1-999 (332 amino acids)
Source: RefSeq, a predicted model, not a curated record